AUGAACCACCCCCAAGGCAACGCGGAUCGUCCCGCACGCCACGACUUCGGCGCGAUCGGGACGCCCAUCCGCCCUCGUCCCAAUGCUCCCACCCCGUCCGUCCGGGACGAUCUGAGCUCGCCCCCGAGCGCCAUCUUCAGCCCCGGCGUGCCCAGCGGCGCGACCAACAUGUCAUCAGUCGAGCGGUCCGGGCCUAGCACCACCUUCAUUAGGCAGGGGGGCAACUCCAUCUGGGACCCGGCCGAGUCUCCCUCGCAGUGGAGUUGGUGUCGCCCCUACCAGCCGUCCGGUCAUGCGCAGCAGCUCGGCGGCUGCCGCCCCGGUAGUCCCACCGGCACCGCGUCGGGCCUGUCCGGGCUGCCCACCAGGGUGAACACGCCCGAGACCACCGCGACCCUCGAGGGCGGCGGCGACGAGCAGGCGGCCUUCUUGCGGGUCAGCCGCCGCCUCUACCCGUACCAGCAGCAGCCCGCGUCCCCGUUGUCGGCGCUUCCUUCUUCGCCCGUGACGGCUCUCCGGGAUGCGACGGGCCCCCAGGAGCAGCGGCUCAGAAUGCUGCAGUGUUCCGGCAGGACGGGCAACUCUGCCGCCCUAACGCUCCCGUCGCUCGCCGAACAGGCUGUCCGCCCGCCUACCACGCCGGGCAGCUCCGCACCCUUCGCGCCGGCCCUGUUCGCCCCGGGCGGCGGCGGCCAGGCUGCGCGCCAGCCCCGACCCACCCCCGGUGCAGCCCCCGGCGAGUACGCGGAGCAACAGCGCGCCCGUCGGACGAUGGCGUCCGAGACGCACGCCCACCAAACAAUGUCGAGCCAGAACUUCUCAAUCUAUCGUCGGCUCCCGUCGCCGGCUGUGCAGGCGCCGCCAUCGAUCGAGAGCAUCAUGUCCGGCGUGGGUGGCCUUCGACUGGCCGACUCUGGUGGCCUCGGGGGCCCGCCGUCGACGGACCGGGUCUUCCAUCCGAUGGAGUCGACCGCCCGCGCCCAGCAGGAGCGCCAGCACUUCCCGAGGCAGGGCGGCCCCACCCGCGCCGCUGCCUUGGGCGGGGGCGGCUUCGGCGACGAGGCGGCCUCGGGCGCGGUCAGUUCGACGCCCGUGGCCAUCACGCGCAUCAUGGCGGGCUUCAGCCCCAACUACAGGGGCAACAUCAACAUCGACCGCAACCGUUCGGCCGCGAUUCCCGAGCACGAGAAUUGUAGCCUUUUCAUCCUCGGCCUGCCGGCGGACCUGACGACGCGGCAGCUGCUCGCGGGCAUCCGCAACAUCGGGCGCGUCUACGCCACGCACAUCAACCGGCCCGAGCCCAGCCGCGGCCACAUGACGUGCGCGGCAAAGGUCAUUUUCUUCGACCGCGAGCCGGCGGCCCGGUUCCACGCCGCGUGCAGCCCCGAGAACGGCGGCUUCGUCGUCGGCGGCAUGCGCACCCGCGUGCUCUGGAACCGCAUCCGCACCGCCGCCCAGCCCGCCGGGCCGCCCGCCGCCUCGGCGCUGGGUCCGUGGCCCUACGACCAUCACCAUCAGCACCAGAGCCAGCAGCAGCAGCAGCCCUCGGGCCCCGACUUCGGCAUGGGCUUCGGCAACGCCGCCGCAAACACCGCCGUCGACAGGGCGGGCCGGCACCGGUCUCGCGUCCUGCUCAUCUACGGCCCCGCCAGGUUCGUCAACUUUGAUAGCCUCACGGCCUAUUUCCGAUCCAAGCUGGAGUUCCAGAUCGAUGAGGUCUUGACGCUGGCCAUGUCCGGCCAGGGGCCCGACGACGGCGUGCUUCUCGAGUACCGCUUCGGCAGCUUCAGGUGCCAGGCCGAGGCGGCCAAGAUGGCCCUGACGCGCGAGCACCAGGACACGGUCAGGGUCUGGUUUGGCGUGGACCCUUGCGACGUGCGGCCGCCGCGGCCGAACCCGCGUCCCGCGGCGCUGUCGGUGGUGAUGGAGGAGGACGAGACGAGAGAGAGCGACGAUGGCCCAUCUCGUGUUCCCCUGCCCUUCGUUGACUCGAGCGACUUCUGA
Molecule: messenger RNA, 2004 nt
Organism: Gaeumannomyces tritici R3-111a-1
Lineage: Eukaryota; Fungi; Ascomycota; Sordariomycetes; Magnaporthales; Magnaporthaceae
Exons: 1
Coding region: 1-2004 (667 amino acids)
Molecular function (GO): nucleic acid binding
Source: RefSeq, a predicted model, not a curated record